Scutellospora calospora is the source of this 2004-nucleotide messenger RNA. The record is from the annotation of a GenBank genome assembly. NCBI's taxonomy places the organism in Eukaryota, Fungi, Glomeromycota, Glomeromycetes, Diversisporales, Gigasporaceae.
AUGUCCCAAUCAACUUUGUAUAAACCCUCCGACAUUAUCAAUGUAUCUCAAAGUCUUACUACUCCAUCAUUAUCAAGCACUUCAUCACCGUAUCUUCCUACUGAAUGUUUACAAUGUAUCUUUUCUUUCAUAUCUGAUGAUGAUAUAGAAACUUUUCAUUCUAUUAUAUUGGUUAAUCGUUCAUGGUGUAGAUCCGCUAUUCCAUUCUUAUGGAAAAAACCUUUUACCAUUAAUUCUGAAUUACCAUCCUCUUCAUUUUCAAAAAUAAUUCCAAUUUAUUUAAGAUCUAUAAAUGUUGAUACUUUAUCUAAUGAAUUCAGAGAAUCUUUUUUUCAUUUAGAUAAUAAUUUAUUUUCAUGUAUUGGUAAUGAAAAGAGUUUAACUUUUGAUUAUCCUACUUUUCUCAAAGAACUUAAUUUUAAGAAAUUAUAUAAUUCAAUUUCUGAAUGGACAAUUAUUAAUAAUGCUUUCGGUCCUAAAUCAAAUAUUGAUAUCGAAUUCGAAAGAUUAUCUUUUAUUGAUAAUGUUCAAGAUACUAUUCAAGUAAGGAUAGAUCAAGAAUAUAUUGAUGAAUGGGGUGAUCAAUCCCUUGUUCAUGAUUCAUAUAAUCGUACGGAAUUUGAUGUGUCAAGUGACAACAUCGACUUUUCUCCCCCAGAAUCUCAUGUUGACUAUGAAGAAGGUUGGGAAGAAGAUUUUGAUCAAUAUUAUGAUGAUUACGAUCAUUUCGAUGUUUCUACCGAACCAGAUCAUAGUGAUAAUGGACGGGAAUGGUUGGACACGCCUACACCUUUUGAUAUGACCGAAGAAGGUCGAAGAUUGCUUAUUGCUAGAGAGAUUGGUAUUAUGUUGAUGAGUAAAUGUCGGUCAUUUAAUAAACUUAUUCUAGAUACGCGAGGUUUUUCUCGAAAUUUGUCGUGUCAAUCUGUCAAUUACAUAUCUUUGCCAUGCUUUCCUGGUGCUAGUGAAUGCUUGUCGCGUAUUACGGAAUUUGUUUGUGGUGGUGAAUUCUAUAAAGGAGAUAUUUUUAAUGAAAUGGCAAUGUAUUGUAAAGAUCUUUAUUCUAUUGAGAUCGUUGAUACUUAUCGUUCUGCAAUUGAAUCCUUGGCAAAUCUCAUCUCUGUUCAAAAAAGAUUACAAAAAUUCAGUUGGACCGGUGGAUAUGAAGAUUUAUCACCUAUUACUUUGUCAUUUUCCAGUCAAAAAGAAAAUCUUAUCGAAGUUCAAUUAGAAAAUGCUUUUUUUCGAGAUUCAGAUGCUCUUGAAGGGCUAGCUCCUUGUCAAAAUUUAGAAACUCUUAAAAUUGCAGAGUGUCAACUUACCGCUGCUAAUUUAAGACCGUUAGUAUAUGUUACCUUUCCACGACUCCAAGUUUUAGAGAUUACAGACAUUCGUGAUAUUUAUUAUCUCGAUCUUGAUGAAGAUAAUACUCCUCCUUCUGAAGAAUUAAAUGAAAUAAUUAGAAGAGCAAAUGGAACACUUAGAGAAAUUAGAUUAAAUUUAGAAUUGCACUUUUAUCCUAGUAUCAUCGAUACCAUCGCUGCAUAUUGUCCAAAUCUUAAAUUGCUCGCAGCAAGCAUAAAAGAUGAUGAACAAGUUCCUGAACUUCUUAAUUUGUUAAGUUCAUGCAGACAACUUGAGAGCUUAAUUAUUCAUGGCUAUAACAGUAAUUUUUAUACUGCUGAUUAUAUUUUGCCCCAAAUUGGAUCAAUUAUGCCAGAAACUCUACGAUAUUUGGAUCUUAGUAAGUGGACAUUCAAAGCUCCAGCUUUAAAGAUGUUCUUAUCGAAUUGCAAUGCAGAAUUAAGAUAUAUUACAUGGCAUUGUUUUGUCAGUAAUAGCAGUGAAGAUUAUACAGCAGCACUCAAGAACUAUGCACAAGAAAAAGAUCUUGAAAUUAAUGUGCAAGUGGAAUUUCGCGAUUCCGGAUUUGGAUGGUGUCAAUGUGUUUGCAAUAUCACAGCGGAACUUGUGGAACGUCCUAGUCAAAUUGAAGAACUGUGA